This is a messenger RNA of Rattus rattus (black rat), 3168 nucleotides long. RefSeq names its product signal peptide peptidase like 2B (gene Sppl2b). Bases 1 to 2085 code for a protein of 694 amino acids. Gene Ontology annotation, molecular function: aspartic endopeptidase activity, intramembrane cleaving. The transcript is spliced from 15 exons. Gene Ontology annotation, biological process: membrane protein proteolysis. Gene Ontology annotation, cellular component: cytoplasmic side of endoplasmic reticulum membrane; lysosomal membrane; Golgi-associated vesicle membrane. NCBI's taxonomy places the organism in Eukaryota, Metazoa, Chordata, Mammalia, Rodentia, Muridae. The record is from RefSeq and is a predicted model, not a curated record.
AUGGCGGCGGCGCGGCUGGCCGCAUCCCUGCUGCUACUCGCGGCCCAGGUGAGCGCCACGGCGGGUCGGCUCGGCUCGGCCCGGCCACUCCUGAGUGUGGCCGUGACCUUGCGGUUCACUUGCUCUCUCCACCGCAGACUUCCGGCCGGGUUUAGCCCGCCCUGCGCCCCAGGGCCCCAACCGCCGCCGCCGCCGCCCCUGCCAGCCUCAGUUUCCCUUUCUGCAGAAUGGAGCGAGUCUCCGGGUUCCAUCCCUGGGGCGUCCAGCGCGGCCCCCGAGGUGUUUGCAGCCCUGCUCCUCGGCUUCUGCUCUGUGACCUUGGGCGGAAGGGGGUCCCCAUCUCAGGGUCGAUGCAAAACGGUGGGGGCGGCCUGUGAGUUCGGUAUACUGCGAGUUGUGCCCCGAAGCGGUGGGACGCGGGGCAGGGACUACUGCAUCCUUUACAACCCACAGUGGGCCCACUUGCCUCAUGACCUCAACAAAGUGCCCCCUCCGCAGUCUCUCCUGAAGCUUCGAGACUUGAGCACGACCCAGCUCUGUUCCUACCUUGAUGUUCCUGUAGAAGACUUCACCAACCAAAUCGCACUGGUGGCUCGGGGCAACUGUACCUUCUAUGAGAAAGUGCGGCUGGCCCAGGGCAGUGGGGCACAUGGGCUGCUGAUAGUCAGCAAGGAGAGACUGGUCCCUCCAAGAGGCAACAAGACACAGUAUGAGGAGAUAAGCAUCCCUGUGGCCCUGCUAAGCCACAGGGACCUUCAAGACAUCUUCAGGCGCUUUGGCCACCAGGUAAUGGUAGCCCUGUAUGCUCCGAGCGAGCCGGUGAUGGACUACAACAUGGUCAUCAUCUUCAUCAUGGCCGUGGGCACCGUCGCCCUUGGUGGCUACUGGGCUGGCAGUCAUGAUGUGAAGAAGUACAUGAAGCAUAAGCGAGACGACGUCCCUGAGAAGCAGGAGGAUGAGGCGGUGGACGUGACGCCGGUCAUGAUCUGCGUGUUUGUCGUCAUGUGCUGCUUCAUGCUUGUGCUCCUCUACUACUUCUAUGACCGCUUGGUCUACGUGAUCAUUGGGAUCUUCUGCCUGGCCUCCUCUACAGGCCUCUACAGCUGCCUGGCACCCUGUGUGCGCAAGCUGCCCUUCUGCACGUGCAGGGUCCCCGACAACAACCUGCCGUACUUCCACAAGCGUCCACAGGCCCGCAUGCUGCUGCUGGCCCUCUUCUGUGUCACUGUCUCCGUGGUGUGGGGUGUCUUCCGUAAUGAGGACCAGUGGGCAUGGGUCCUGCAGGACACCUUGGGCAUUGCCUUCUGCCUGUACAUGCUGAGGACCAUCCGCCUGCCCACCUUCAAGGCCUGCACACUGCUGCUGCUGGUGCUCUUCGUCUACGACAUCUUCUUCGUCUUCAUCACCCCCUACCUGACCAAGAGCGGCAACAGCAUCAUGGUGGAGGUGGCCACUGGGCCCUCGAACUCAUCCACCCAUGAGAAGCUGCCCAUGGUGCUGAAGGUGCCCAGGCUGAACACCUCGCCUCUCUCCCUGUGUGACCGGCCCUUCUCCCUUCUGGGCUUUGGAGACAUCUUGGUGCCAGGGCUGCUGGUGGCCUACUGCCACAGGUUUGAUAUCCAGGUGCAGUCCUCCAGGAUUUACUUUGUGGCCUGCACCAUUGCCUAUGGCCUGGGCCUCCUGGUGACCUUCGUGGCUCUCGUCCUCAUGCGACAUGGCCAGCCUGCACUCCUCUACCUGGUCCCCUGCACACUGCUGACCAGCUGCACCGUGGCUCUGUGGCGCCGGGAGCUGGGCGCCUUCUGGACGGGCAGCGGUUUUGCGAAGGAUGCACCUCAGUCCCCGUGGGCUGCACCCCAGGGACCUGUGCCUCCAAAGGAUGUGGAUGCCACUCUCUCGGAGCAGCCUCGGGGUGAAGAGCUGGCCAAGAGCCCCCUGGCCACUGAGGAGGCAGCCCUGCCUGAGGAGGCAGGAGCCACAGACCCUGCCAAGGAUCCUGCCAGCCCUGUGGCCGGUCCCCUCAGCCCCUCAAAUGGGGACCAAGUCCAGCCUAUACCUGUGGUGACGCCAGGGACCUCGGCCUAGGAAGAGGAGAUGCGAGAGCUGGGCCCUCGCAGCCUUCCAUGCCACACAGAUGCCGGCCACCUGGGACCUGCAGGGGACAGGGACAGCUGCCACCCACCAGAGUGACAGACCUGCGCUAUGUCCCUCCAACAUGGUGCUCAGCCCUCUGAGGCCUCAAGUCCGUACUCCCUCCAGCUGCACCCCAGCGACCAGCUCUGCUUCGCACCGGGCCGUGAGCUUCGCCUGCUGCCCACUCCAUGCAAGGCCAUGGCUGCCGUUGGUGCUUUGCUGAUGCUCGCCCUGCGGGUGACCCAUGACCGCUCCUCCCUCCAUAGGAUGGGGCUCUCUGGGGCCAGAGCAACAACCCCAUGGAGCAGGCUCCUGUGCUGGGAGCAGCCUUGAGGGGCCUAGAUAGGGGCACCCUGCCCAAGGGCCUGGGCUUAUGCAAGGGGACCAGACCUGACCCUUGAGGAGAGUCCACGCCAAGAUGGAGUUGAGGUUGCUGGUCACUGCUCCAAACAGCUGGAGCAAACAGCUCCAGCUCCAGGUUCUGCAGCAGAGUAGGAGUUGGCCAGGUGUAGAUGGCCACGUCCCCAGCAAAUCGAUCAGCCCAGGUGUGUGAGUCUUCCAUGCAGGGGCCACUGCCCUCUGCCCCAGCAGUGGCUUCUGGACUGGUGUCUGUCCUCUACCUCACCAACCAGGCUCUGGACUCCACGACAGACCUGCCUGCAGGAGCCCUCCACAUAUGCUGCAUGUCACUGAGGCCGAAGCCAAGGUCCCCACAGGCUGUGACGGAUGGGGAGCCAUGGCCACCCACACUUGCAUGGAAAAGGGUGUCUGUUACAGGCUGACAGGCAGUGACAGCUGGGUGGUCCCCCUAGAGCUCUGGGGGUGGUAGGGGAGGACUCCCUAGGCACCCAGUCUAACCAGAACUGAGGGGCAGAGGAGUGCAGGCCCAGCCACCUGCUUCUGCCACUGGACUGAGCCAUUUUGUACUGGGUGUCCAAGCAGUCCUGCUCCUCUGAGUGGUGGAGGUGCUCUGCGGGGUGCCCGAGGGCCCUGGCUUUAGGUUGUCAGGGGAUUAAAUACCUUUUCAUACUCACA